Coregonus sp. 'balchen' is the source of this 628-nucleotide messenger RNA. The record is from the annotation of a GenBank genome assembly. NCBI's taxonomy places the organism in Eukaryota, Metazoa, Chordata, Actinopteri, Salmoniformes, Salmonidae.
CACAUGGAGGCAGAGUUGGCCCACAGGGAACCCCCUCAGCACAAGGGCCACAUCAACAUCCCUUCCUCAGACAGUGAGGUAGAAAUAGUAGGAGUGCAAGAAAACACAAGGUGAGUUCAGAAAGCGUAACUUACAACACACACCGAGGUCAGAUCUGCCUGCACUGCAACCACUACAAAACUGUAAUCGUAAUAUGAUGUUGCUCUGAAACGUGUUAAUUUGAGGAUCAUGGUCAUGCGACUAUGUUUUAUUGCUGCAACAAAACUGUCAUUAAAGUUUUACUGUGUGACACCAACAGUGUCAAGGAACUGGUGAACUGCAAUGCAUAGUUUGCACUUACCAAAUCUUCAGUGUAAUGUUGUUGCCCUAAUAUUUCUCUUACAUUGCUCUAAUGUCCUUGUUGUGUUAUUGUGCUGUUUCUCUUAACAGAUGUGCCCAUCCUAGGGGCGGAGUGAUCCAGAGCCUGUCCUCUGCCUGGAAGGCCAACUCAGUGGAGCACUUCAACAACAGCACAAGGCAAUCCUCCCAGCUCUGGACUACAGUGUCCCCCCAGCCCAACUGGGUGUCCCCUCCGGAGGUAGUGGACCUCACUCUGGAUGAGGAGACCAGACACAAACACCUGCUUUGA